UCCUCUUUCCUCUUCCGGGAAGAGGAGCGAGGCUUGCGAGACAAAUGCAAUAGAGAAUUUUCUUCAAGAUAACUUCGCGCUUCCCACGUCGCUUUGUCAGACGUCAUGGAUCGACGGGAUCGUUUAUCGUAUUCCUGUUUCUUUAAAAUUACGAAUAGCAUGAAUGUUAGAACUCAAUUAGAAAUAACAAGAAUCCAAAACGUUGUUUAAACAGAUUCUUAUUAUAUUGCGCGCCGCGGUGUGUGUGUGUUCGAUUUUAUAAAUUUGUUACGGGCAUCCUCGAUUUGUUUGGCGGCAUAUCCAAUUUAGUGGCUCAAAGGACGAUGGCGUGCGUGGAGAUUAAUAAUGUUCGGGCAUCUAUUCAUGGCCCGGGGCGUGCCGGCGGGAUAGAUUUUCGGUUCUAUGAAAUUCUGAAUAAAAUAGCUUGUACACCCCCGUGCAGCGCGUAGCGGCGCAUGAAACGUGUCCCAAAUUCUUGAUACCAUUAAUUUAAUGUCGUAGGGGUGAGCGAGAGUGGUCGCGGCCGCGCGAUCAAUAAUGAUUAUCGCGGUUGUUUCCAUGGAUAUAUCAAAGCUGACCGUACACGAUGCCUAAGGAAAUAGCGCCUUUUUUGCGAUGGCGCGUCUCUUUUGCAAUGAAUAUCGUACGAAAUUGCAAUAAUGUUAAUGGUCAAUAAUGAUCUAAGAAUUGUCAGUUUGCACCCUGUUUACACUCGGAAGGGCUACGAUUUCUAUUGAUACGAAUGCUAUUGAUACGAGAUUUGCUCGGGCUGUCUCGCUCGAGUUACCAGCGAAUGCUCUCCUCAUCGAUCGCGGCAGAUUGUCACGAUGUGUGUGAUUCCACGUACGCACUAUUUGCGUACCCAUUAUCAGAGGAUUAUCUGGGACGAAACCCCUCCCAAAUAUAUCAAAACUCUUUUCUGUUGUCACAGAAUGAUAUUUGAUAUUCAGUACAUCUAUCUAUCGUGCGUCGUCCCGUGUUUUUUAAAGUCACGCGUGUGAAUUUUGAUUUUGAAUUUUAACCACGACGAAUCGCUCGAUUGCUAUUUUUUGUUAACGAAAAUUCAGAAAAUGUUAUUGAAGAAUUUAUUAAUAUCGCAGAGAAUUCAGCAAUGUAAUUCAGUAAUGUGGCCAAUUAAUGAGAGUUAGUGAUUCGGGACCUCAAAGGCAUUCCUCGCAUUGUCGUCUCGCAGUAAUUAUUAUUGUUUGCAGUCAGUAAAUGAAACUGUUCGCGGGAUCAAAGUUACGUUUUACAUCAAUUUCCAGCGCAUAAUAGAUAAUUUUAAACAUCUAUCAUAGUUUGAUCUUUAUCUUGAUAUUGUUAGCGUGCCUGUGACAAGUUAUAUACUCACACGCGUCUUGCAUUCGAAUAAAAACACAGUUAAUAUUCGGUACGUACGGUCCAAAUAAAAAUUGUGUAUGAAAAAUAUCGAAAAUAUAGAACUGCAAAAUAUUUGAAAUAGCUUUCGCACACGCGUACGUGUGACUUUUUAUUUGACAACACUGUGUAACGAAAAUUUCAUUUAUGGUGCGAAUAUCGUACUCGUUGAAAUCCGUUUAAAGGGCGCCGAUUUUCGAAGGUUGCAAUUCGCUCGUAUAUUAAUUGGUAAGUUAAAUGCGACAUAAUCGACCACACAUUUUCCCGCGUAUGGAAUUCAUCUGCGACAUUUAUCAGUUUAAAGGCAUGCUAUUAGAACGCUAAAACUCUUCACAAAUGCGGGGUGAUAGCUAGUAAAACGCUGAACAUAUCAUCAUCUUUUCUCACCCCGAGUGUUAAUCCUUAAGCUACCCCGAAGGGAUUCAAGGGGGAUCCCGCCGUUGUCUGAUGAUCCAGCUCCUUCUGAGCUUGACGGUACAUGUACUAGGCAUCGAUUCAACUGAUAACUCGCUGAGAAUCGAGCCCAGUGUAAUGUAACGUCACAGUUUUCGCCAGCUUGCAGAACUCUUGCUGCCUCCCUCGUUCCACCCCGAUGUCCCAAGUAGGCGUGGUUCGCCAGACGUGCGAGUUGCUCCCCUGCUGAAAAUUUCCUGCGCAAAGGAAAUGGGUCGAGAUCUCUCGUCACGAGUGCACCAAUACGAGACGAAGGAGAAUGCAAUGAAACCCGCGUUCACGAAUAUUACCGAGAUGUAUGGCAUGAUCGUGAUGUGCAGACGAUCAAAAUCCUUGAGAUAUCCCGGUAAGCACACGUACAAUUACGAGCUAUGGACGCUCGAGCCGGACAUCUGGGGCCUCGUCGGAUACAGCGUGAUCAUACCCAUAGUCUCCGCACUCGGGAUAAUCGGUAACGCUCUGAUCCUCGCGGUCCAUCUCAGAGCGAAGACAUACUUGAAAGCGUCAGUAUUCACGUAUUUGGCAGCAGUGCUUGCGUCUUCGGAUCUGGUUACUUGCAUCCUGCUUCUCUUCUCCGGGUUGGCCAGGGGCGUUUUUCGAUGUCACAAGGGGUGGCUGGAGUUCGACGCGUUCGUGCACUUCCCGAUCGGCUCGGUCACAUCAAAUAUCACGGUGUGGGCUACCUUAGGCGUCAGCGUCGACAGAUUAAUAUUAGUUUCUAGCAUGCCGCGGAGCAAACCACCAAAGUUCUGCAGCCAACAAGUUGCGCGCAAACUGAUGGUCUUUGCCACCUGCUUCGCCAUAUUGAUCAACAUACCCUACUGCUUCAUGUACACGUACAACAACCGCGGCGAUCUGGUCACGACCAAGUUCUUCCAUUCACGGUGGUACAAUCUUCAAAAUUGGCUGCAGUUUGUAAUAUUUGGCUUGAUACCGGCUGGUUUUCUACUGAUCGCGAACGUGAUCAUGUGCUGCUCCGUGAGAAAGCUCCUCAAGCAAAGAGACGUGCUGCUGAGACGCAAACGCAUACGCGAAGGGAACCGUCUGCGGGAUCAAGCGCGACUGACAACCAUGCUGAUCGGCAUCGUUUUCCUGUUUGUCGUGGGUGAACUGCCAACACAUCUGGCAUCACGUCGCAGUGCGGUGUCGCUGCUUUAUGGCAAUGACGCCUCCAAAGUCCACGAAGUCUUCAUGGAAAGAUUUCGCUUUUGGGCGACUCUCCUCAACGCGCUAGCGAGUUCGACGAAUUUCAUACUUUAUUGCUUACUGAGCCCUUGCUUUCUCGUACACCUGAAGCGCAUGCUGGUGCCGGAGCAUAUUGCGAGGAGAAACUAUGGCAGGAGACCGAUAGCCUACUUUCAUCAGCAACCGAACGGCAAAGCGAAGUGUGAAAUAUUCGUGGUGUAAUGUUGUGUAAUAUGCCAGUGAUGA
Messenger RNA from Ooceraea biroi (clonal raider ant), 3261 nucleotides. RefSeq lists its product as uncharacterized. Gene Ontology annotation, molecular function: G protein-coupled receptor activity. Gene Ontology annotation, cellular component: membrane. The record is from RefSeq and is a predicted model, not a curated record. Lineage: Eukaryota; Metazoa; Arthropoda; Insecta; Hymenoptera; Formicidae. Gene Ontology annotation, biological process: G protein-coupled receptor signaling pathway.